AUGACCAACAGUACUUACCUCUUACAGAUCCAAAGAAUCAAAACCACCAAAGGGUCGACCAACGUCUUGUGGGACAGUGCAGCAUCUAUUUGUCUUAUCACGUACAGUAAAGCUAAAGAAGAGAAACUGCAUGGCAAACAAGUUCAACUGUCGAUCACCAAGGUGGGUGGAAUAGAUUAGAAGCUUACAUCGCACCUGUACCGGGUCCCUUUGGUAAACCAAUACGGCAAAACUGUGUUUAUCAAAGCUUACGGGAUAGAAAGAAUCACAUCGGACAUCCAAGCUGUCAAUUUUGAUGGUAUUGUUCAUUUGUUCAAGGGCGUUAGUGCCGAAGAAGUCGCAAGACCGACUGGACCAUUCGACCUACUGAUUGGCUACGAGUAUGCAGGGUUUCAUCCACAGCUAGAAAGAAGAAACGGACAUCUUCUGCUACUGAAAAACCAGUUUGGAAAAUGCAUUGGUGGCAAACACCCAAGCAUCAAAGAAAUUCACCCAACCAGUGAGUUGACUAGUGCCCGAGCCAAUCAUGUCAAUGCCAUUAAUGUCGAGGACAUCUACAACAUUGAAGGUCUGGGGGUAGCUUGCUCACCAUGCUGUGGAGGUUGUAAAUGUGGAAAGUGUCCACCUUCUGCUACUGAAAAACCAGUUUGGAAAAUGCAUUGGUGGCAAACACCCAAGCAUCAAAGAAAUUCACCCAACCAGUGAGUUGACUAGUGCCCGAGCCAAUCAUGUCAAUGCCAUUAAUGUCGAGGACAUCUACAACAUUGAAGGUCUGGGGGUAGCUUGCUCACCAUGCUGUGGAGGUUGUAAAUGUGGAAAGUGUCCACCUUCUGCUACUGAAAAACCAGUUUGGAAAAUGCAUUGGUGGCAAACACCCAAGCAUCAAAGAAAUUCACCCAACCAGUGAGUUGACUAGUGCCCGAGCCAAUCAUGUCAAUGCCAUUAAUGUCGAGGACAUCUACAACAUUGAAGGUCUGGGGGUAGCUUGCUCACCAUGCUGUGGAGGUUGUAAAUGUGGAAAGUGUCCACCUUCUGCUACUGAAAAACCAGUUUGGAAAAUGCAUUGGUGGCAAACACCCAAGCAUCAAAGAAAUUCACCCAACCAGUGAGUUGACUAGUGCCCGAGCCAAUCAUGUCAAUGCCAUUAAUGUCGAGGACAUCUACAACAUUGAAGGUCUGGGGGUAGCUUGCUCACCAUGCUGUGGAGGUUGUAAAUGUGGAAAGUGUCCAAAGGGAAGCAAUGAUUACACCCUCAAAGCAGAGAGAGAACUGAAGCUGAUCGAAAGCAAAUUGACGUUUGACGACGAAGAGAAGAAAUGGACCGCAGAAUACCAGUGGAUAAGAAAUCCGCAAGAAUUACCAGACAACAGAUGGGCAGCAAUGAGAGAUGCGAAUGAAGAAGAGCUAAAUAGUGAAAUGGAGCAAAACAAUGAAAUAACAAGUGAUGUUGAAGAAAGACAAGUUGAUGAGGAAAGACCACACGUUGGCCAAGCUCAUGAAAGUCAUGAAUCAAGAGAAGUGGAGGAAACACAGAGACUUGUUAAAGUGAACGGUGAAGGGAGUCGAUCAAGUGAGAGAAACGAAAUACCGAGAAGACAAGCAAAAAGAGUUGUCGAACCGAGCAACACGACGAGAAAAAUACUUACGCACGUUGGUGAGAAGAGGAAAGGCAGUCCUGAUGUACAACUUCUUGGUAGAAAGAGAAAAGACACCGAUGGACGGAACGAACAAAAGAAUGUUGUUGAUAAAAAAGAAACUGCAGCGAGAGAUGUUAUUGCAAGGCAAGACAUUGAGACAAGGAAGAAUGAUGUGAGGGUACAAAACAAGCGGAGAGUUGUUCGGGCAGUCGGUGACACAAACCUCACUGCGGAACGCAACAUCGGUGCAACGAGUGAUUUUCUUAUUACGAAAGUCAUCAAAAGAGCAAAGAAUGAUGGUGGUGCAAGAAAUGAUGAAAAGGCGAAGGAAAGUUCUGGCACCAGAAUGAGCGCUGAGCAGAGAAAUGAGGGUGAUAUGACCAGCAACAUAACAGAGAUCACAAGGAAAGAUGUUGCCGCCCACAAUAAUAGUGACUCCAAGGAAGAUGCUGGCAGUGUACUCAGUGGCGAAAAAAGUGACAACAGUAACACCACACAUGUUCACAUAAGGAAUGGCGACGUGCGAAAUUCUGAUGCAAGAAAGAGUCAGGAAGGUGGUGGAAAAACCUUGACGGACACAUCAAGAAACAAUGAAGACUCGAACGAGGCAAUUCGUAAGAGUUUGGAAGGAAAACCAUUCAUUUUCUCCGUGUGUGGUAAAUGA
Messenger RNA from Paramuricea clavata, 2301 nucleotides. The record is from the annotation of a GenBank genome assembly. Lineage: Eukaryota; Metazoa; Cnidaria; Anthozoa; Malacalcyonacea; Plexauridae.